GAGCCCGGCCUGUUUCUAUAGAAACCGCAACGCGUUCGUGCAGCUGACUGUGAGGCGCGAGAGGGACUGCGAGACGCCGCAUUCUCGCGCAGUGCGUGUGAAAUAAAAGCCGCUUCUCGUGCUGAUGAAGGGCGCCCUUCAGGACCUGCGACCCUUGUCCAGAGGGCUGGUGAUGGCCCAGAGGCCGACAUCUACUGUCCAUACUCCAUCCUUUUUGGACAGAACCAGAGAAACCCGCCACAGGGCCCCCUGAUCAACCCCCGGUUCCUCAGUUGAGUCCGUCCUGGAAAAGAACCGCUCUGCUGUGGACAUCGAGGAGCUGCUGUUCCAAAAGGUGCCGGGAAGCCAGGGUGACCUCAUCAGACCAGCCUUCCAAGCCUCGGACCCCCACGGCCGCCCGGCCGUGACGGGGGAGGAGUUUCGGAGGGCUGUCGAGGGCAUUCAGCUCUCGCUCACGGAGUCCGAGUUAGAAGCGCUGCUGGCCAGGGUUCCAAAGAGAGGCAACGGAGCUGCCGCCUGUAAGGGAUGGCUGGAGAAGUACUGCAGAAUCCAGGCUGUAGGGGACAGAUCACAGGCAAUUUGAAAGGCUUGAGUGGAGCUUUUCUGUCAUUCGGCCGUGACCAAGACAAGAGGACAGAGCCAGUGAAGCUGGGCAGAACACUGGAAGGAUGCGGUCUCCCCAUGAGCGAAGACAAAUUUUACAAACUUUGGUGCCACUGCAGUCCAAACAUCCCAGGAACCACAUCCUACCCUGAGUUUCUGCAGAUGUUAGGCAUGGAUUCUGAAAGCCAAGGAAACAUUGGGGCAGAAUCUGCAAAGCUAGCUUUAAACCAGAGUAUUGUCAACCAAGAGAAAACAGGACAGCGGAAGGCGACAGAUCCCUGGACUGCAGAAAGUAAAGACGACCGUUUCCAAGAUCUGACGUUAGAAGAAAUGCAGACUACAUUCCAGGAAAAAACCCUUGAUGCCACCCACAGCGGCUCUGUGUCUGUGAAGGACCCAAAAGUCCUCCUCUGUAACUUCCUGUUUCCCACGAGCGAUGAAACUGUCCUAGCACUCGUGAGCCGAGAAAGUCUGGUCCAGGAACUUCCUGUGAGACCCAGCACGACCUCAAGCCUACCCAAGCUGAAGGAGCAUGUCGCUUCAGACCAGGGAAACCAAAAGAAGGGGAGUGUGGCACGGGUGACCUAUCGGGAUGAGGAAGAGCCAGCAGGGAAUGCACGGACCACUUAUCUGCAUAAUCGCAGGAAUGUUCUGGAGGAGAAUCUGAUUCACACCCUCGCAGAAGCCCUGGGAUUUAGAGACGGAACAGCCCCCCACUCUGAAUGCAUGGCAAACCUCAAAGAUAGCGCGGCCGGCAAGACAGACGCAGCCGCGCGGUGCGUCGGCACAAACACCGAUCCCGUCGGCUUCCUGACAGCAGAGGAGUGCUUCUCGCAGAUGAAAGAGCGGAUCAAGGCUUUCCAUGGGGAUGUUUUCACAGCUUUUCGGGUCAUGGACAAGAACCGUGAUGGAGUCAUCAGCAGGCAGGGCUUCAGGAACCUGCAUGACAGCUUGAUGUUCGUAACCAAGGAGACAGAAUACAGCCGGCUGCUGGACCUGCUGGGCCUCAGGCCUGGCGCCACACUCAACUUCGCUGAGUUCAACAGCCUGGUCCAGGCAGGUGCCAGCACAGCAGCUCUCCCACAUCCUGCCACCAGACCGAAACGGGAAACCUGCGACCAGGUCCUCGGCUACCUGGCCUGGAAGGCCCGCUGCGGAUGGCCGGACAUGGCGAAGGUGCUGUGUCGCUUCAUUCAGAAUGGACAAAGCAUCAUUUUAAAGCAGGACUUAAAGCGUCUGCUGUACACCUACGCUAUGCCUUUUACACCAAACGAAUUUGACCAGCUGUGGCUGAGGUAUGAUGAAGGAGGGAGGGGCUACAUCAGGGAGGCAGAGUUUCUGGAGAAGAUGGGCGUGGGUCCCAGGAAGGCGGGCCGUGGCCCCGAGCGGCCGUCCCCGGGCGAGUGUGCAGAUGAGGGUCCUCGGGGUGGAUCAGCCUGUCCCAGUGCCCAGGCACUCCACACCAGGGUCGCACUUCAUGAGCUCCGGAUGGCGAUGAGGCACAGUGAUGGGGACCAUGGCCCCGCCCUGGUCAGGCAGGGGGAGGGGAAGGUAGAGGAGCUGCUGGUGCCAGCGCAGGAGCAUGGCUGCCGUGGGGAGGACGCCCAGCUUGGCCAGCAGCUCAACCGUAUGGAGAUCCACCUAGAUGACGGGCCGCUCUCCUGCAUGGACGCCACGUCCAUGAUCGAUGGCGGAGCCGCUGCGGAAUCCAGCCGUCGCCAGGAAACACCGGCUGCGACAGAGAAUGCCAAGGGCCCAAGCCUGGAGAACACCAUGUUCCGGCUGCGAGAGCUCGUCACGGCUGCGUACGAGGCCCUCCACAAGGCCUUCUCUGCGCUCGACAAGAGCAGGAGGGGCAACAUCCAGCCCUGGGUGUUCCGCCGCAUUCUUGACCAUUUCUGCUUCAGGCUCACAGACCAACAGUUUGACCACCUGAUGGGCAGACUGAUGGUGGACAAGUGGGACGGAACAGUCAGCUGGACAGCGUUCCUGCAUAUCUUUCUCCUGAAUGGACACGAGGCAGCACCAGCGAGGAGCGAGGAUGUGGGGAAGGCUGUGCGCCGAGGUGCCCGCCCACUGCCAGCGAGUGACAUCCUGGGCCAGAUCCGCAAGGUCGUCUCCUCCCGUCUGCACGCGGUCGCCAAGGAUAUGGCGGACCUCGACCGCGCUGGCAGCGGUGUCAUCUCCAAAGACGACUUCAGAGCAAUCUGUGAUCGUCGCUUCAGGAGACUGAUGAGCGAACAGUUUCAGAACUUGUGGAACAGGCUGCCAGUCAACUCACUCGGGAACCUGGAGUACUGUGAGUUUCUAGGGAGCUUCGGUGGAGGAGAGAUCGAGGGGCCUAGGAGCAAUGGUGGGGUCGCUGUCACGGGCCCCUCGACACGGGGAAUCACGAGUACGGCCCCGGGGUUCCGCCAGCGCCCCAAAUGCACCUCCUCUUCCAUCAGGAGCUCUAAGCCGGCGGAGCAGACCGGACGACUGUGCUCUAGCAGGGAGAGGAGCACCCCUCUGGCAAACUGUGAGUGGGCGAAGUGCAAUCUGCGCAGCCAGAUGCACGCCUCCUGGAGGGAGAUCCACAGGAGGUGCAGGGAGGUGGACAGAGAACAGCUCGGGGAGGUCAGCAUGGAGCAGUUCAAGGCCAUAAUGGAGGAACCUCAGCUGAAAUCGACUCCGCUGGAGAUCCAACAGCUGGCCAGCGAGGGCGGCGUCCUCAAUGGCGGCAUGGUCUCCUACCCAGAGUUCCUACGGCACUUUAUCGUCACCCCAAAGGCGCAGAGCAAGCCCACUUUCCGCCGGCCACAGCUCCAUGUGUCCCAGACACCGAUGCAUCCCGGGGUACUCAGCAGACAGUGUGUGGAUGCUAUGCUGAGGAUGCAGGGCCCGAUUCAGCAGUUCUGGAGGGGCAUGAGGCGGAACUUUGUCACUCUGGACCGGAACCGGAGCGGCAGCAUCUCCCUCCAGGACUUCAGAAAGGUGUUGAGUCGGUAUGGUAUCGACCUUUCCGAGGAGGAAUUCUUUCAUCUCUGUUCCUUCUUUGACAAGAAUAUUUCAGGGCAGAUAUUCUACAAUGAUUUUUUGUGUACUUUUUUAAAAUGAGCUGAGAGCCAAGGCUGCUCUUCCCACUGUGCGGCUGAUCACUGUCGUAUCACAACAGCCACGUAAAUAUUUGAUGGAUUUUUCAGCCGAGGGGCUACACUACUGACAGACAACCUACCGGCAUCCUCCUAAAACGCGGGAAUCACGAGCCACAAAACUACUAAAUUAAAAAAAAACAAACUUCUAAAUAUCACACUGAUGUCCUUCUAGAAAUGAUCAUGCUUCACCUGAAUUAUCGUAGCAGUUCCAUUACAAAAUAUUAAAUUACAAAGAAGUACAGUAUCUAUAGGUAGAGUAUGCAAGUGACCUUGUACUUUUACAGUUUUCUAAUCCCAAAUUUGAACAUUAAACUGAUAUUAUCCUUAUAUAUCAUCUGUGAAAUAUUCUGGUUGGCCUUUUAUUAUUUUUUUUUUCAAUUGCUUCGCUUGCUAGAUGAAAAGGGUGUUUAACAGAGGCCGGCGAUACACAAAACCACUGCACUGCACUUUAAUAACGUGACAGGAGAGAGAUAUCAUGGAACGUAUUACGGAUACCUGAACAUGAAAGAAAGUCAGCAAUGCUGAACUCUUUCUAUAGAGACAACCUUAAUAACAAACUCAAAGCUAUGUAGGAGCCGCAUAAUC
This is a messenger RNA of Brienomyrus brachyistius, 4322 nucleotides long. It is a transcript of the gene efcab6, whose product is annotated as EF-hand calcium binding domain 6. Gene Ontology annotation, cellular component: nucleoplasm. The transcript has 25 exons. Gene Ontology annotation, molecular function: calcium ion binding. Bases 526 to 3699 code for a protein of 1057 amino acids. Lineage: Eukaryota; Metazoa; Chordata; Actinopteri; Osteoglossiformes; Mormyridae. The record is from RefSeq and is a predicted model, not a curated record.